ACAACCAAAACCGGUCCAGGGGCAAAGAAUUUCAAGCGUCCAGUUCUACAGGCAGCACUGUUCGACGCACACUUCUUACCUGGAGUGGUUCUUUCCGUUUGUCUGGUAAAGCUGUUCUACCGCUAUGUGCUGGCUCUCACGGAGAAAGAGGGUCUGUUGACUGAUGCUGCUAAAAAAGUUGAGACUCGUGAAAAUUCUUUUGCGGCCGAAUGCAUGCUUAUCAUCGCUAGUAUGCUGCACCUGGCCCAAAGCGGUAUCCUACAAAAUCAGAUUAACUCAGAUCACGUGGAUCGUAUGUGGAUUUGUCUCAAGGUCUUGGCCGAUCGCCGUAUGGAAGUCCUGGAGGCUUUCGAUAAAACUUCUCGGACAUGUCUUGCCGAAUUGGUUACCUAUCAGGAAACUGAGCGUAAACAGGCUGCUAAAACCCGAAAUCAAAGCCUUGAACAACAUCAGCGUGAAGAAGCCCAAUUGCAUCGGGCGGAUGCACCAGUGAAGUUUUCACUCUUGGCUGGUCAGUCCGAACUGGGUGAUUUGGAAGAUCGGUUUGAUUUGACCCUCAGUCAGGCACUUGGUGCCACAGCCAGGGGAGGCGCCGGAGGAGAUGCUUACGCGACAUCCAAAUUGAGCAAGGUUCGGCAGUUGACCGGAUUUUCGGACCCUGUUUACGCGGAAGCCUAUGUGCACGUCAAUCAGUUCGACAUUAUGUUGGAUGUGUUGAUCGUGAAUCAAACUCGAGACACAUUACAAAAUCUCACCUUGGAGUUAUCCACGCUAGGCGAUUUGAGGCUGGUCGAGAAACCGAGCCCUUUAACCAUCGCCCCUCAGGAUUUUGCGAAUAUCAAGGCCAAUAUCAAAGUUUCUUCCACGGAGAACGGAAUUAUUUUUGGCAACAUAUCGUAUGAUGUACGGGGUUCAGCCGGUGAGACUACUUGCAUCGUGCUUAAUGAUAUCCACAUUGAUAUCAUGGAGUAUAUACUGCCGGCUACCUGUUCCCCUGCUGAAUUUCGUCAAAUGUGGUCUGAUUUCGAAUGGGAAAACAAGGUGACAGUCAAUACGCAGAUUCGAGAUCUGUUCGCUUAUUUGGCUCACAUCACAAAACACACCAAUUUACGUUGCCUCACACCAAUGGAAGCGCUACAAGGAGAAUGCGACUAUUUGUGUGUCACUUUAUACGCGCGAACCAUUUUCGGUGAGCAUGUGCUGGCCAACUUGUGUCUGGAAAAAACCGAACCAGAUCAGCCUGUAACCGGACAUGUACGAAUUCGCGCAAAAACACAGGGGAUGGCUGUGACCAUGGGCGAAAAGGUCAGCACCUCGCAAAAGNCCGGUUCACAAGGCUCCACACAGGUCAAUGAUAUCGAUUUAGCAAACGGCAAGACUGGACAGGAUGAGGACGCUGUGGGUGUAAUGCGAUCCCAUUCCCCGGCACCACUUAUCGACACCCGUUAG
This is a messenger RNA of Echinostoma caproni, 1449 nucleotides long. Lineage: Eukaryota; Metazoa; Platyhelminthes; Trematoda; Plagiorchiida; Echinostomatidae. The record is from the annotation of a GenBank genome assembly.